UGCUUGGAGCUGCUUUAGUUGCGUGCGAGACGCGAAUGCGAGAGCAUCGUAAAGAGAAUAAGGAAUAAUAAAGAUUCAAUUGAAUUGCGUGAGACUCGAAUUCAGUUAACGGCUAACGGAACGAUAAACAACAUAUAAAAAUUCGAGAUAGAAAAAUCAAAUGAAAUACAUAAAGUGUGUGUUGAGUGCGAAAGAAAAGAAAAGCAAUAAUAAAUAUUUCGCUCUGCGCUCAAAAUGAAUUUUAUGAGCAUUAAAACAAAGUUCAAAAUUUUCAAGCAGCAACAAAAACAAAGUGAACAACUUCAACAACAACAAAAAUACUCGAACUAACUGAAGCAGCAAUUGGAUUAAAGGCGCGCCCCCUUCUGACGCAUUUUGGAUAAACAAGCGAUACAAAAAAAAAUAAAUAAAAAGAAAUAUACAAACAUUUAUGAAAAAUAUAUAGCAAAUACACUAAAUAAAGAAGAACAAGAAAAACAAGCAGAGAAAAGACUUUUGUAAAGCGCAUAAAACAGAGAGGGAAAAAAGUAAAUAAAAAAUGGAAGCCACAACAAACAGCACAGAAAGCCACACGAAGCUGCAGCUGGAUGAGGAGGAAGAGGGUGGGCAACAGCAGCAGCAGCUGGAGGCGCCACAAACAGCGACGGCGACAACGGCAACAGCGGCGACCAUCAUUGACAUUCCAGCAGCCGUCUCCUUUGCCUCCUCGCACAGUUCCUUUGCCUGCUCCUCCUACGACACGGACUGCAGCACGGCGAGCAGCACUUGCUGCACCCGCCAGGGCGAGCACAUUUACAUGCAGCACAAGCUGCCAGCAACAACAGCAACAUGCACAUCAGCAGCAGCGGCGGCAGCAUCCACAACAGCAGCAGCAGCAGCUAACACAGCUACAACAUGCAACAUGCCACCGAUGGAAACGGAUGAACUGAUGAUGCUCAAAUUCGAGCAUCGCAAACAUUGGCCGUGGUUCAUUCUGAUGAUCUCCGUCAUUGAGAUUGCAAUCUUCGCCUAUGACCGCUACACAAUGCCCGCCCAGAGCUUCGGCCAGCCGGUGCCCAUACCGAGCGACUCGGUGCUCGUCUAUCGACCCGAUCGCCGCCUCGAAGUCUGGCGGUUCUUCAGCUACAUGUUCCUGCACGCGAACUGGUUCCACUUGGGCUUCAACAUCAUCAUCCAACUAUUCUUCGGAGUGCCCCUGGAGGUGAUGCACGGCACGGCCCGCAUCGGCGUCAUCUACUUGGCCGGCGUCUUCGCCGGCUCGCUGGGCACCAGCGUCGUCGACUCCGAGGUGUUCCUGGUGGGCGCCAGCGGCGGUGUCUAUGCCUUGCUGGCAGCACAUUUGGCCAACAUCACGCUCAACUAUGCGCACAUGAAGUCCGCAUCCACGCAGCUGGGCUCCGUGGUCAUCUUUGUCUCUUGUGAUCUGGGCUAUGCUUUGUAUACGCAAUAUUUUGAUGGCGCUGCCACGCCCGCCUUCGCCAAGGGUCCCCAGGUCUCGUAUAUAGCGCAUCUGACCGGCGCCCUGGCUGGCCUGACCAUUGGCUUUCUGGUGCUCAAGAACUUCGGGCAUCGGGAGUACGAGCAGUUGAUUUGGUGGCUGGCACUGGGUGUUUACUGUGCCUUCACCGUCUUCGCGAUUGCCUUCAACCUGAUCAACACUGUGACGGCGCAGCUGAUGGAGGAGCAGGGCGAGGUGAUCACACAACAUUUGCUGCACGACUUGGGCGUGUCCUAAGCAGCUAGCGAAACACAAGAUAUAUAGUAUAUAUACAUCGAAAAUAUAUAUAUUAAUAUAUAACCAGGAGAGAAACAUAGACAUAGACAAAAAAGAAAAACAAAACAAAAACAAAGUUAGUAAAAUUUUGAUUUUAGUUUUAAACUGAAAUUCAAAAUUCGUUCGGCUUCACUUUUCCGUUCCGUUCCGUUGCGUUGCGUUACGAGUUUCGUUUUCCAACAUUUCACGCAGAACAGCCGAAAAGCAGAACAGAACAGCAAAACAACAAACAAAAAUGAAAAAUGAAAGAACAAACACACUCAAAGAACGGGCCGAAACGUGUAAACAAAUGUUGUGAUAGAACCAAAGACUGAAUUUAUUUUGCGUGUAAAGAAAAAAAAAAACAAGAGAUAAACCCCAACCUCAAACAAAAAAUGAGAAACAAAAGGAAAAACCCCCCACUAAAGCGGGAAAACUAUAACUAAACGCCGCUAGCUAUGAUUUCCUAUAAAAGAAAUGUUUAUAAUUUCGCUCACUUAUUUAUUUAUUUGUCUGCUGUCUUAACUUAUUAAUAGGAAUUUCGCAUCAGAAACUCUUUGUUUAUAUUUAUAGAACAUUUAAUUUAUUUAUAUACAGAAAACAAAAUAAAACUCUAGAUAUAUAGCUAUGCCUAAUUAGCCUAUAACAAAUUGGAAUUGUAAAUAUUAUUAAGUCGCACACUAGUCACAAGAAAAAAGAGGAAGAGAAAACCACAGCAAACAACAAUUAAAAAAAAAUUAAAAAUAAAAUUUCAAAAUUUAAACACAAAUAUUUAUUAAUGCAAAACGAAAAAAAAAGCCAAAGAAAAUAUUAAACAAAAUAAAAUGUAAUACAAUAUGCAAGCAUUUUCCUUACUAAAAAUCAAAUUGAAAUUGAAAUUCAAAUUCACGUUAGUUACAUCUUGACAUGUUGACCGACAAAUACCAUAUACAUAUAUACACAUAUAUACAUAUAUUCACAAAUCAAAUCAAGAGUUAAUCUAGCGUAAAACUCAGCAAAGCGUAAGCCAAAAAAGAGUCCAAAAACCCUAUCUAACCCCCAACCCGCCCCAUGUAAAAGCUAAGCUAAAGUAAAUAGUUGUGACCACGCCCAUUACAAACUGUAACAGCCCCCAAAAUCUACAUAUAUACAUAUAAAUUUAUGUAUA
This is a messenger RNA of Drosophila mojavensis, 2900 nucleotides long. Its product is annotated as protein rhomboid. Gene Ontology annotation, molecular function: serine-type endopeptidase activity. NCBI's taxonomy places the organism in Eukaryota, Metazoa, Arthropoda, Insecta, Diptera, Drosophilidae. Gene Ontology annotation, cellular component: membrane. The transcript has 4 exons. The coding region runs from base 539 to 1735 and encodes 398 amino acids. The record is from RefSeq and is a predicted model, not a curated record.